AUGGUUGCAAGAAUUUACGGCUCUAUUAUGGGUGUUAAGGUCCUUGCCCCAGUCUCUAGUAAGCCUUUAUACCCUGGCGCUCCAACAACCCAAUCUGAUAUUUUAACCAAAAAGGCAUUGGCAUUUGUCGCUCUCCUUCAUAGAACUUUCAACAAGACAAGAAUUCAAUUGCUUGAAAACCGUCAAGCUAUUCAGAAGCAAAUCGAUUCAGGAAAGCCUUUGGAUUUUUCUCCGGAAACUGCCGCCAUUAGAAAUGAUCCAACUUGGUCCGGACCUCCAUUGGGUCCGGGAUUAGUCGAUAGAAGAACUGAAAUUACUGGUCCAACCGAUAGAAAAAUGGUUAUUAAUGCCCUCAAUUCCCCAGCUUACACUUAUAUGACCGAUUUUGAAGACUCAUCUGCCCCUACAUGGCAAAAUGUUUUGGACGGUCAAGUUAACUUAUUUGACGCCAACAGAAAACAAAUUGAAUUACCAACAGAGAGAAAGCACUAUAAAUUAGAUCCAUCUAAACUUAAUGAUUUACCAACAUUGAUUGUCAGACCUCGUGGAUGGCAUAUGGUUGAUUCCCAUAUUUUAGUGGAUGGCGAGCCAAUUAGUGCUUCCAUGUUGGACUUUGGGUUGUAUUUCUUCCAUAAUGCGGCUCAAUUAAUCAAAAAUAACCGCGGUCCUUACUUUUAUUUACCAAAAAUGGAGCAUUAUUUGGAGGCUAGAUUAUGGAAUGAUAUCUUCAAUGUCGCCCAAGAUGUCUUGAAAAUCCCAAGAGGGACUAUUAGAGCCACUGUAUUGAUCGAAACUUUACCAGCUGCCUUCCAAAUGGAAGAAAUAAUUUACGAACUUCGUGCUCACUCGUCAGGGUUGAAUUGUGGUAGAUGGGAUUAUAUGUUCAAUACCAUCAAAAGAUUAAGAAACAACAAGAAUAAUUUGUUGCCAGACAGAGAUCAAGUCACUAUGGGUGUUCCUUUCAUGCAGGCGUACGUCAAGAGAUUGAUUGAAAUUUGCCAUAGACGUAAAGUUCAUGCAAUGGGUGGUAUGGCCGCCUUGAUCCCAAUCAAGACUGAUCCAGAGGCUAACAGAGUCGCUUUGCUCAAAGUCGAGAAAGAUAAAGAAAGAGAAGCUAUUGCUGGUCAUGAUGGGUCAUGGAUCGCUCACCCAGCUUUGGAGCCUAUUUGUACCAAGGUAUUCGAUAAACACAUGCCAACUCCAAAUAGAUUGCAUUAUAUCCCAGAAGAUCCAAAGGUCACUUCCAAGGAUUUGACAGAUACAUCUAUUGAAGGUGGUAAGAUCACCACCGAAGGGAUUAGGGUGAAUUUAUAUAUCGGUUUAUGCUAUUCAGAGGCUUGGUUGAGAGGCCAAGGCUGUGUUGCCAUCAAUAACUUGAUGGAAGACGCAGCCACUGCCGAAGUUUCUAGAACUCAAUUAUGGCAAUGGGUUACCCACGGUGCCAAAUUGGCUGACACAGGUGAAUCAGUGACAAAGGAGCUCACUUCUAAGUUAUUAGAAGAAGAAACCGCAAAGUUGGUUAAAUCUUCUGGCGAAGGUAACAAAUUUGAGCUCGCUGCCAAGUUGUUCAGACCAGAAAUUAGAGGUGAACAAUUCAGUGAAUUCUUGACUGACUUAUUGUACCCGGAAAUCACUACUGUGGGCAAUCCAAUUGAAUUAUCCACUUUAAAAGAUUGA
Molecule: messenger RNA, 1677 nt
Organism: Saccharomycopsis crataegensis
Lineage: Eukaryota; Fungi; Ascomycota; Saccharomycetes; Ascoideales; Saccharomycopsidaceae
Gene: MLS1
Product: malate synthase MLS1
Exons: 1
Coding region: 1-1677 (558 amino acids)
Biological process (GO): glyoxylate cycle
Cellular component (GO): peroxisomal matrix; cytoplasm
Molecular function (GO): malate synthase activity
Source: RefSeq, a predicted model, not a curated record